Messenger RNA from Clonostachys solani, 1572 nucleotides. The record is from the annotation of a GenBank genome assembly. Lineage: Eukaryota; Fungi; Ascomycota; Sordariomycetes; Hypocreales; Bionectriaceae.
AUGCCUGGUAUACCGAGAAAGCCUUACUGCCAGCCGUGUAAGCGCAGGAGAGUAAAGUGUGAUGAGAAGUGGCCAACAUGCUCAGCGUGCGCUCGCGCAGGCAUUGUAUGCCCAGGACCAUCUGGAAGGAAAUUCGUGCUCAACAACAAUCACAAAGCCGGAAAAGAAGAUGGAUUGAUAUAUUCCUCUAAACCCAAUAAGCCCACGACCGGGUCAUCGGCGUCAUCUGGCAGCCUGGUGUUAGCAGAACGGCCUGCCCCAACUACUGUCCAAACUAUGGGCCAUAACUCCGUAUUCCGAUCUUACCGUCUUCUAGAUGUCUGGGACUCCCGUAUUCCCAUGAACUCAGCCGAACAAUUAUCAGCGCGCUUAGUUGCCUUGAUAGAGGCAUCUCCUGGGCUGCCCGAGUUUGGUUUCAAGUCUCUCCGAGAGCUUCCCCGUCGCCUACACUUGAGCGAAUGCCUUGAAGAUAGCGUUCGAUAUUGGUGUAGUUCUUGGAUUGACCACCAUCGGGGUCUCCAUGUGCCAAGCAACAUGUCCUGGAAUUGCCACGUAAAGGUGAUCCGGAGUCUCCAGCGAGCCUUACAGGGUCCUCAGGCGCUCAGCAUCGAGACCGCGGCAGCAGCGACAGUUCUACUCAAAACGGGAUAUACAUUCAAUCCUGAUGGAUCCGCGGAAGGAUCCAGGUUAAAAGGGCAAUAUACAGGGAUCGCGACAUUGGCGAGGUUAAGGGGCAUCCCGAACAUCGAUGAUCCAUUUGAUGUUUUAUUGGCAUAUGAACAAAUGUUCAUCAUUGAAUGUGUUCGCGGCUUUACCACUUCGCACGAGGCUAACUUCUAUGAUACACCUCCCUGGCAAGAAAUUAAGCCAAAGGUUAUCGAGAAGGUCGCUUUGAAUGAAGGUGGUCAAGAAAUCGAUAUUUAUAUUCUGAAGGCUAGGCUGCAUUACGUGGACAUUGUCAAGGACAUUAAAUUAUGCUAUGAAGACCCUAUUCGCUUCUAUGACAAGGCGAAAAAGGUGGAACUAGAGAUGCGGCAAUAUUUGUUCGACAUCGAGGCUCUUUUCCCCAGCCACUGGGCCUAUGCGGAAAAGGUGUCUGGAAGCAUUACAGAAACUCUAGAUCCCGACUUCUUCUUAGGAAGAAAAUAUGUUCUCAAAAGCCAGAAGACAUUUGGGAUUCUCGGCACCGCCCUCCAGUCGUUUUUCCAUCCAUGUCUCAUUAUUUUCCGUAUCAGAAAGCUUUAUAAUGAGCCGCCUGAUAUAACUCUCCAGAAAAAGUAUCGAGACUGGUGCGAACGGUUCUGGAUGUUUAUUCCUCAUUUACGAAGCAGAGACCCCAUGGACUUUUACGAUGAUCUUUUCAUGUAUUUCUUUACAAUCGAAGCUGCGAACGAGCAAGAAACGCAACAUAUCCUAGAAUUCACCAAGCACAUGGACGUGGGAAAUGAGUAUCUGAACGACUACGGUGCCCUGCUGGAGGAGAUCAAAGUCGGGGUCGAGUUCUUGAUAGGAGCCCGGGCUGAUAUAUCAACGGCAAAACCAGAACCAGCUACCGAGGUUUUCGAGGCAUAG